This is a messenger RNA of Aplysia californica (California sea hare), 1025 nucleotides long. RefSeq names its product dual specificity protein phosphatase 1-like. The coding region runs from base 273 to 1025 and encodes 250 amino acids. The transcript is spliced from 5 exons. The record is from RefSeq and is a predicted model, not a curated record. NCBI's taxonomy places the organism in Eukaryota, Metazoa, Mollusca, Gastropoda, Aplysiida, Aplysiidae.
GGGAGAAAGCUGGUGUCAGUCGAGGAACCGUGAAAAGAUCUCUGUGAGAACUGCAUCUCGAAACCAAAACUCUCUUCCUUUUUCAAGCUGAAUCCUUAGCUCAACUGGCAGCGUCAAGAGGUCAAAUUCAGUCUGCCAGACGUUAGUGCGGGCUAACAAGCACAAUGCCCUCUUCCGUCGCUCUAUCAUUAACGUCGGAAUGCUCGGAUUCUGUAGGGAAAAGACUGUGACUGUGACUGAAGCCCCUAGCCAUUGGUGUCCUUCCAGCCUCAAUGGCCUCCUGCCCAGCGAACACUGUCUCGCCUCACGUGAAUUUCUUAACUUCUCAGGAACUCAGGAAGCUAUUGGAUGAGAGUGUCUGCUCUACUCAGGUCGUGGACUGCCGGUCAUGUCUCAACUACAGCACAGAGCGCAUCUCCGGAGCGGUCAAUGUGUUCUGUCCUCCUCUGGUCCGUCGCCGCUUCCAGGCUUGCCUGCCUCUGGACAGUAUGCUUAGCUCAGAGGCCAAGGUCACUCUGUGCCGCCCCUCGGUCAGUUUGGUUGUGGUGCACGAGCAGGAGGCCACAGACCCGGCCUUAUUCGCUCGAGGACAGUCCUACCUCUCUCUUAUACUAACUAGUCUGCAACAUUUUCUGGGAGAAAGGAACUACGCCAUUUUGAUAGAUGGCUACCGAGGGUUCCGGAAAUCGUGUCCAGAGCUAUGUUCUAGUCACUCAGCAUCCUCCGGGCAGUUACGUCACAUCUCCAGGUCGGGACCCUACAGUCCUUACCCCAGGGCGUUGACCUGUCCAGAUCUAAGACGCACAGAGCACAGUUUGCCAGCAGUUACAGAGACAGGCGGUGACACGAUGAACCUAGCCAGGACUGCCUCGGAAAUGAAGAAAGGAACAAGGUUUAAGGCUGGCAGGGACAGGCGAUUCCACGAACGAUGGCCAAUUGUCUCUAUGAUGCUGAGGAGCGGUGGCUCCAAGAAGAGGGAGCAAGAGGGUAUCAAAGGAAGGGGUAAUGCGAGUCAAGUUUUGUAA